AUGUCGCUACAACACCCUAAGCUUCAGUUUCAUGUGUUUUUCAAUCCUCAAGUCUCAUUGCUUUGCAAGCAGUGCCUACGUGAUGAAAAGGCAUUGGUCGAUGUUUCGAUCUACUCCUUAAACCUUCUUCUCUUCCCGUUCGAGAAUGACCUUGUUUCUCAAGAACUCUCGGAUUGCUGCUAUCGAAUGUUUUCCAAGAAGGAUCGAACCGCCUAUUCCUCCAUCCUGGAAUCGAUCCGCGUGCUCCAAAGCAAGAGCGGAGGCAUCAGCGAGAUUCACGGCAUUGGCGACCGAGCCGUAUUUCUGCUCGAAUCGAUCCAAAAGCAAAAGAACAAGUUCCUGCAAUGCGAGACGGACGCGUCGAACCCUCCGAUCCGCCACUUGAUUUUAGUGGAUCGUUCGGUGGAUUUCAAUUCGCUGUUCGUCACGCCGCUCACUUACGAAGGCCUCAUCGACGAAGUCCUCGGCAUCCAGACGUCCAGCGUGAGCGUGCGAUCAUCCGUGAUCGGGAGACGAGGAGAAGGAACGGAAUCGGUUUUGCUGAGCAAUGACGAUUAUUUGUUCUCCGAAAUCCGGAACAAAAACAUCGCGGUGAUCCCGCAGGCACUCCAGAACAAACUCUACGAAAUGCAGAUGGAAACGUCGAACAGCGGAAGGAAACUCCCGUCCAAACAGGACUCGUUCGACCAGCUCCAAAUCCACCAAGGAGUCCAGAAAUCGGGGAUCUCCGAUUUGAUCACAAACGUGACGAACGGUUAUCAAUUUCGCCAGCGAUGGCAGAUGGAGCACGAGAUUUUGGAGGGAGAGCAGCUGCUGGAUUACAUCGUGGAGCGAAUCACGCUGCAGGACGCGCUGCCGCUGAUUCUGCGCCUGCUGGUGCUGUAUUCGCUGGUAAACAGCGGAUUGCGAGGGAAAGACUACGAUGCCGUGCGGAAGGAAAUCAUCCAGGUAGGGUCCGGGAAAAGGGGCGCAACGAAGACGUACGGGUAUAGUAACUUGCUGACGCUGUACAAUUUGGAGAGAGCGGGGCUGCUGGGGAAGCGGGAAGGCGGGAAAAAUUACGCGGCAAUUCGGAAUAAGCUGCAGUUGGUGAAGGAUGUGGGGGGCGAGAACGCGAAGGAAAUGCAGUGA
Molecule: messenger RNA, 1131 nt
Organism: Blastocystis hominis
Lineage: Eukaryota; Bigyra; Opalinata; Blastocystidae
Exons: 5
Coding region: 1-1131 (376 amino acids)
Biological process (GO): vesicle-mediated transport; intracellular protein transport
Cellular component (GO): CORVET complex; vacuole
Source: RefSeq, a predicted model, not a curated record